AUGCUGCAACAAACCUUAAACCAAUGGAUGCAAACACAGAGGGCACCCAAAAGACAGAAGGGUCCCGAUGACACCAUGCACCAAAAUGCUUCUUUACUUUCUUUGCUUGAAAGUACUCUAGCAGAUUGCCGUGCCCGUUGCGAUGAUGACAUGGAAGUUGCACAAGCGGUGCAACAAGCCCUCAAUGGUCAUCAGAAACAGCAGCAAACGUUCUAUCCAAGCAGCGCUCCUCCAAAGUCUUCCAAAGCUGACUCAGCUUGGUGGAACCAGACUGGGAAUUACACUGAGGAAAGAAAGCCAUGGAGUUACGCCAGCAAUGAGUGGUGGUGGGAGGAAGGAGAAGCAGAAGCAGAUGUCUCAGCCCACCAACAAUGGCAAAAUGACUAUGUCUAUCACCGUGACUGGUAUCAGCAGACAGCCACACAAUCGAAAGUCUAUCCAAGUAUCACAGAACUGAGAAUUUCCGAGUGGACCAUGAAACCUGUUCUGAUCCAUUUGCAGACGCUCAAACAAAAUCUCACGACUGGUGACACGAUCGUGGGAAACAUUAUGCAUAUCAACACCAAGGCACAGCUGGAAGAGUUGCAGAGCUUGAUAGAUGCUCAUGCAUUAAAUGGCAGUAUGACUCUGAUCCUCACUGAUGAGGCCAAAGACACACCUGGUGCUUAUCACACGCGUGUAACGGCCAAAAAGAAGAACCAAGUUAGCCGCCAACUUGAUGUUUCGCUGAUGGACGCAAUCACAGGUUCCCGGGGACCAUGGACGUUGCCUCCAGUUGAAAUCAUACAAACACAAGUCACAGCCAUAAAGAGGGUUGCAGUGCGGCUGACAGCUGCUUCGCACUUCCGUGCCUACCUUCACAGCAGUGGCUACAAGGACACUCCAAACUCCGUGCUAGCAAGCGUUGCUAGCUUGCACCCUGACAUCAAGGUCAGUCAGAUAUCUGGUGGAAAGUGGUGGUCUGAGACCAUUCAGAGCAAAGUAUUCUUGAACACAGUAAUCCAGCUUCCCGUUGCUACUGCUGACCAGCUAGUGGCCCGAAGCGGAGAAGAAGGUGUCUUCGCAUGCAAGCUUGGCGUGCAACAUAAUGACCAAAAAAUCUUUUGGUUCCCCAGAGAAGGAAAGGAAAGUGAUGAAGCAUACCACCGUCGCCUUUUCACCAUUGCGCAGUCGCGCAAAGAGGGGUUAAAGCUCAGGAAAGGUGGAUCCAAUGACUUGGGCCUCUUUGCAUCGCCGCAAGACACAGCGGCCUUUGCCAGCAACUUCAGCCACUGGUGCGCCACUGGCUUUCCGCAUGACUGGCAGCAGGAAGAGGCCCUCGCAAACAAUGGCGAGAUGACCAGCCCGUGCCAGGGCCUCCAAGAACAUUACGCGCACAAACACGCGCUGAUGAUGCCCCAGCGCGAAAGCGUAGUCUUAGCCCUGCAGCAUCGGACAUGA
Messenger RNA from Cladocopium goreaui, 1440 nucleotides. The record is from the annotation of a GenBank genome assembly. Lineage: Eukaryota; Dinophyceae; Suessiales; Symbiodiniaceae.